Cladocopium goreaui is the source of this 1958-nucleotide messenger RNA. The record is from the annotation of a GenBank genome assembly. NCBI's taxonomy places the organism in Eukaryota, Dinophyceae, Suessiales, Symbiodiniaceae.
UGUAACCCUGUGUGUGUGCCUCGCCCUCUUGGGCCGUGUGUGCCAUGCUGCAAGCGCUGGGUGACUUCGAGCGCCUAAAUGAUGGCGACUUUGGGGACUUUUCGGACGGCGGGUCUGCGCAGGAAGCGGAAGAUCCGGAAGAGGGGUUUAGCAACCUGGUGGAUGAUGCCAAUGCCAUCCUUCUGGAGGACACGGCGCGCAACGAGCGCCAGGCCAAGCGCAACCUGCGGAUCCGUGGGCUGCUGAAGACCUGGCGCGACAGCGCCGAGACGGCGCCCAAGCCGACGAAGAUGGAUGAGUUGGCCAAGGUUGCACAGGAAAAGGCGCCCGAGUCGGAGCAUCCUCCAUGGCUUGUUCUCAGAGAAGCGCCCAGCGAGGCCACGUUGCGCUUGCACGAAGAGUUGAUUGACUUCACAGAAUUUAUGCGACCCACGAUGAUUGAGGCCGCUAUGCGCGAUGCCUGGGUGCAUUCCAUCGAAGAUGCGGCCAAGUCUUUGUGGCCUCAGGUGCAGGUUCACAUCUUCGGAUCCACAGCAACGGCCCUGAAUCUGCCAACAGCAGAUAUUGACAUUGCCAUUGUGAACCUCACAGGGCUACGGGUAACGACGGCCAUGAAGCAAUUGGCCGAGCGAUUGUUGGAGCGGCAAGAACUGAGCAAGGUCGAAGUGAUCCAAUCUGCGAAGGUGCCGGUGAUGAAGGUGCAGCAACGCUCCACUGGACUGAUGGCCGACAUCGUGAUGAACAAAACCGAUGGUAUGGAGACAGCUGCGUUCAUCCGAGAGCAGAUCAGAAUUUUUCCACCUCUUGCACCUUUGGUCUUGUUCCUCAAGCUCUUCCUGGCGCAGCGAAACCUUCAUGAGACGUACAUGGGUGGCCUUGGAUCUUAUUUGCUGGUUUGCGUGGUCUUAUCAUUUCUGCAGCUCCAUCCUUCUGCCCAAUUCGCACGCGCUCAUUCUGUUUCAACUUUGGGGAAGCUGCUGCUGGACUUCUUCCGCUACUAUGGGCAGGAGUUCCGCUAUGGCAGCAUGGGCAUCUCGGUCUUGGACGGCGGCAGCCUCUUUGACCGAGAGAAACGGGGCUUCACCACACGGACGAGAUCUGGUCAAGCAACACUAUGCCUGGAAUCGCCGGCAGAUCCCAGCCUGGACAUUGGCUCCCGUGUCUUCAAGAUUGGCAUUAUUCGAGCGGCCUUCAACCAUGGCUACCACGUUCUCUCCACGUUGUUUCUCUCCAAGGAGCCCAUCCCCGGGUCCUUGUUGUGCCCGUACCUUCUGCGACGGGAGCAUCCCGUGAUUAGUCAGCGCUUCAGACUCUUCAAUGAGCAACCAGCCCCAUUCCUGGAGUUGGUUGGCCGCCCUGAGAGCGAUGACGAGAGGCAACCGCAGGAGCCCAUCACCAAGAAGCGGCGACGUGACGAACACAUGGCGCCACUGACGCUGAACGUGGCUUUGGACCCCGAACCAAAGGAGGUACAGGUGGAGGCCACCAAAGAAGUUGCGCCCCCAGAAGUGGUUGAACCGGAGAUGCCGGAGGAAAACGAACCGCUUGGAAUCGUGGAGGAGAUUGGAGAUGCUUUAGAAUUCCUGGCCGCUGCGGAGAGCGGCGGCGUUGAUGAGGACGCUGAAGAUGUUGCCGCAGACGAUGGCUAUGGCAUUGACGAGGCAGCCCUGGAGGCCGAGAUUGAGGAAGGGCUACUGGACCUGGACCCGGAGAUGUUGGCAGAGGAGCAGCGCAGGCUUCAGGAGCAGAUUCGGAAGUUGGAGGAGGCCACAGAGUGGGAUGACCUCUGAGGCCCUACCAACAAUGAGCCGAUUGAUGCACCAGGCCGCUCCACCAUGGAUACCAUGGAGCCACUGCAGCUUCGGCUACUGUUGGCAAAGCUCCGACAUGCUCUUGAGGGAUCCAGGGCUUUUCACAAGAAAGUUUGAAGGCCUUCCAGUGCAUCUCAUGAGCCAAAA